Messenger RNA from Egretta garzetta (little egret), 1998 nucleotides. Its product is annotated as E1A-binding protein p400-like. The transcript has 6 exons. Lineage: Eukaryota; Metazoa; Chordata; Aves; Pelecaniformes; Ardeidae. The record is from RefSeq and is a predicted model, not a curated record. The annotation marks the transcript as partial.
UUGCAGGAACAGCUGAUCAAAUUGCAGAAGCAGAAACUUCAGCUUCCUCAGCAGCAGGCAGCGCAGCAGACACAGCAAGGGGCACAACAGCAAACAGCACAAGUGCAAGUGCAGCAGCAACAGCAAACUCAACAACUCACUGCUGUUACAGCACCUCGUCCUGGUGCGGUUCUCACAGGCACUGCUGUGACCAACCUGCAAGUUGCUCGUCUUCUUCAAGCACAAGGACAGAUCCAGGCCCAAACUCCGCAAGCAGCACAGGUUGCUUUGGCAAAGCCUCCGGUGGUGUCUGUUCCAGCUGCUGUUGUGUCAUCUGCAGGAGUUACAACGCUCCCCGUUACUGUUGCAGGCAUUAGUGUUGCCAUUGGGCAGCCACAGAAAGCAGCAGGAGGCCAGACGGUAGUUGCACAGCCACUGCAUGUCCAGCAGCUUCUAAAACUCAAGCAUCAUCAAGCAGCACAGCAACAGAAAGCUAUCCAGCCUCAGGUCGCACAGGGUCAAGCUACUGUGCAACAAAAGAUAAAUGCUCAACAGGUUACGGUCCAAACCCAACAGCAGACUUCACAGCAACAAAAAGUAACUUAUACUACACAGCCUGCCAUUAAAACACAGUUUUUAACAACUCCAAUUUCCCAAACCCAGAAACCAGGUGGAACCCAGCAAGUGCAGGCCCAGAUUCAGGUACAGGUUGCAAAGCUUCCACAAGUGGUCCAGCAACAGGCUACUGUCGCCAACAUUCAACAGAUGGUUUCAGUUUCCCAACAGGUACAAGCUCAGCCUCAAACUGUGACGCUUUCUCAGACGACAGCAGGUCAGCAGCAGGUUCAGGUGAUUCCUGCAACAACUGCUACUGCUCAGGUCGUCCAACAGAAACUGAUACAACAGCAAGUUGUGACAACCGCAUCUCCCCAGAUUCAGGCUCCAGGUGUACAGAAUCCAGCCCAGACACCAGCAACAUCUGAAGCCCAGAAUCAGCAAGCGAAAGUACAAAUGAGAACGCCUACUGUCAGAUUAAAGGCACCUACUAAACCAAGUUGAACUAAUGAUUAAAAUGCAAUAACAGGGAAACACAGCAUUUCUUGUUUGCUAAGCCAAGUGAGAAGCUGCUCCAAACAUCCAAAUGAAGACAAACCACCUCUAUUUCUUUUUUUUAGCAGCAAGGGUUUUUUGCUGGUGAACAUUUAAACAUGGAAACUCACAUAUAACUUCAGCGUAUUAACAACUGUUCAGCACUCAAAAUCUGUACAAGAUGCAUUCUGCCAGUGUUUUCUGUGCUCAUUCAAACCAGAUAAAGCAAACAUUACUUACGUUUAAAUUCUGCCCAGCUUCACAAAAGUAAAAUGGUAAUAUGCCAUAAAUGCCAGUAAAUUUCAUCUAUGUUAGCGUACCAUAAACUGCCCGUGGGAAUAUGCAGUUCUUUGCUAUAGCUUGGGUGUGCGCUCGGUAUCCACGGUGAAGCCGUUCAAAGAACCAAGCGAGGCCAAUAUAGCAAAGUAUUUUCCAUCUGUAUAAAAGCUGCGUGGUGUUCUUGCUUGAGGUAAAUACCUCUGGAAGAUCUAACUGAUAUUUGAAGUGCUCCCUGCAAAGUUUAGCCAAUAAAUGUGAAAACCUGUAAGUAUAUGUAAUUAAAAAGGAAAAAAAGUUUCAUUCUCCAUUUUUUGUAAGUCUUUUAAAAUGUUUGUUAGUAGUUUUGUGUACAGUUUACUGAAUCACCCAACCUGUGUGGUCAUUCUCAUAUUUCACUUUAAGAUAAUGGAUAUUUUAGGCAUGAACUGAGUAAAUACUGUGUUGAUAGUAGAUGUGUAUUAAAGUGUAGCCCAUUUUUUUUUUUUUUUUUUUAAGAAUUGUUCGGUGGAUACAGCUAAACAAAUGAUCCAUAGCUGUUUCUCGUGGGGCUUCCGUCAAGGAAACUCUCCAGCUGAUAAAAUCUAAUCUCUCAGUUUCAUUCUGCUCUUGCAACAUGUUUAAAUGUUCAGUACUUUCUACUCGGCUUUCAGC